This is a messenger RNA of Electrophorus electricus (electric eel), 2554 nucleotides long. RefSeq names its product nfe2 like bZIP transcription factor 1a (gene nfe2l1a). Gene Ontology annotation, molecular function: RNA polymerase II cis-regulatory region sequence-specific DNA binding; DNA-binding transcription factor activity, RNA polymerase II-specific. The record is from RefSeq and is a predicted model, not a curated record. NCBI's taxonomy places the organism in Eukaryota, Metazoa, Chordata, Actinopteri, Gymnotiformes, Gymnotidae. Gene Ontology annotation, biological process: regulation of transcription by RNA polymerase II. Gene Ontology annotation, cellular component: nucleus.
ACACCCACUGAAACAGUGCGCAACGCUCAAGUCAGUGCAUCGACCGCUUGUAGAGGAAUAAUCUAGCUUUGUUUUCAGAGUAAACUCUCCCAGUGAGAGGAUACCAUCCUCAUCUGAUGGAGUAAAAAAAAUAAAUAAAUAAAAAUAAUUUUGUCAUUUAAAUUUACCACAAUACCAACGUUCCCUUCAUUGCUAAGAGAACUAAUCACUGCUGCUUUCAUAAGGACCAUGCAGUCCCUCAAGAAGUACUUCACAGAAGGCCUAAUUCAGGUGGCAAUUCUCCUCAGUUUGGUGGGGAUACGUGUUGAUGUGAAUUCUUACUUUCCCCCUCUUCGUGAGAUCAUCCAUGGCCAAAGCUCAGCCCUCACCCAGACCCAGUUCCACAACUUCCACAACUCUCUGGAUGGACAUGGCCUCCACCCGAAAAGCGUGGACCUGGACGACUUCAACCCGACCCACAGGCUGUUGCGCUGGGUGCGCUCUCUGGAUCAGCUGCAAGUUCCCUCAGCAGAGCUUGAAGCCUGGCUGGUCCACAGAGACCCUGAGAACAGUUCUACAAUCAUGCCAGUCCAGGCUGGGGCCCUGGAUGGGGUUGAUGUAUUGGAGGACCCAGCAGGUUUGACCAUGAGGAUGGGAGGUGGAGAGACUGUUGGGUUGGGAUAUAGCCCAGUGGCCAGUGAGAGCCUGGAGUCAGUGGCUUCAGUCUCAAGAGUAGAUAAUGAGGACAUUAAAGAGGAAGAUGAAAAUCUUUUGUGGCAACAAGAACCCAAUCACGAUGUCUACCAGGAGCAGCUAUCUCAAAGUCAUCACCAGCACCUCAGUUUAUUUGAUGAAGACAGUGAGAAUGAACUUAUGGUUGACAGAUGGAGAAAUCCAUUCCCGUUUGAUAAUCAGUCAGGCAGCAUACUCGGGGAGGAUAUACAGUUUGCAGGUUUAGGGGAAAAUACCUCAUUUUCCAUUGAGGAAUGUCUGCAACUACUAGAAAAUGGCUUGCCCCUAGAAGACCAUCAACACGUGGCAGAUGCUGAUGCAGAGGACCCAUUAUAUCAUCAUGGGUCACUUUUCUCCCCACUACUGUCUGAACAUGAGCCUUUACUGGACCUAGAACAGCAAUGGCAAGAUGUUCAGGCCAUUAUGGAACCAGAGGAUAUGGAUGUUGGUGUCCCAUCAGACAAUUCUUACAUCAAUGUCGAUGUUGGUGUAGGAUCAAGUGAAACAGGAUCUAUGGAGAAUCCUGUCCACCAGUAUAUUAGCCUUCAGCAAAGUACACUGCCAACAUCCAGACAGAUCUGCUUUGGAAGCAGCCACGAAGACAGUUGCCCUUCCAACCAAAACCAGAUGCAGCACCUUUUAAACAACUCAUCUAAUAUAAAUUUGAAUUUGAAUGACUCCGACAUUGUAGACUACCUUCUUUCUCCUUCACUAGUCAGCUCCGAUGAAACCACACUUACCUAUUCCUCCAUAGAGGAACAAAGCCUGUCAAGCCUUUUUGAUCCUCUUUUAGAAGAAGCCAUGUUUAAUCAGAUCAGUCUGUUGGAUCUAGGCCAGGAGGAGGGAUUUGGCCAGUUACAGGAUUCCCAAAUGGAAGAACACGAAGAGACAGACUCGGACUCUGGUCUGUCUCUGCACUUCAGCCAAAGCCCGGCUUCCCCAAUUGGAUCAGAAUCCUCAUGUUCAUCCUCGACAUCCUCGUGGUCAUCCACAGAAUCAGCUCCUGAGGGGGCUGUAGGAUAUGCUUCCCUCAAAGAGGAACUGACAGAUGAUGAAGAAGAAGAAGAUGAAGAAGAAGGAGGAGCUGUUGGGGGUUUUAGUCCAGAGCAAAACAAGAUGUGCAGCACUUUCCUGCAGGCUGAGCACUUCCAUGUUGGCCAUGAUCACACCUACAACCAGCCCCAAUAUACUAGCCAAUGUCAGGCCACCAAACAGCAUGCAGAUGAAUCUCUUGAUCAUAAUGUCCAGGACAAGCUCUCCACCAGAGAUGAGAAGCGGGCACGUGCACUGAAGAUUCCAUUUUCCAAUGACCGAAUAAUUAAUUUGCCAGUCGAGGAGUUCAACCAACUUCUUGCCAAGCACCGUUUAAGUGAGGCACAACUCACACUCAUCAGAGACAUUAGGCGCAGAGGCAAAAAUAAGAUGGCUGCACAGAACUGUAGGCGUAGGAAAAUGAACGUGUUACUGGAUCUAGAGUGCAGCGUUGAUGGCCUGCACUGUCAUCGUGCCCGACUGCUCAGGGAAAAAUCUGAAAUCUUGCGCUCUGUCAGAGAGAUGAAGCAACGGCUUAAUGACCUUUAUCAGGAGGUAUACAGUAGACUCAGGGAGGAGCAAGGAAUCCUCUGCUCAACCAUUGACCCAACCCUGCAGCAGGGCAACCAUAGCCACGUGUCAAUCUCCACACAUCACGGCUCAGAAUCCAGACGAAAAUCUAACAAAAGGCGCAAAGAUGAGGAGUGAGAUAUAUCACAUUAUUUUCCAGACGGUUUUAUUCAAAGCGACUUACAAUUUUGACUGAGUACAAUUUGAGCAACUGAGAGUUAAGGGUCUUGCUCAGGGGCCC